AUGGGUCCCAAUGAUAGAGUCAAAUGGCCUUAUUUCUUCAUCACAGACUCAGGAGAAACUAGAAAAUCUUUCAUCAUUAAUACGAUAAUCAACAUAAUAAAAAGAUACCCCUUACUUGCACCUACAGAAGUGGCAGUCCAAAAUAUUGGAGGGCAAACAAUUCACUUAGCUUUACGCAUCACUUCAACUGGUAGGACCUUUCGUACAUGUGCUUACGCCAAUACUGAACUAAACAAUCAACUAAAAAAUAUUGACACUCUCGUUAUCGAUGAAGCGUUCAUUAUCUCCAUAGACCUCUUCGAUUUCAUCUCCAACACUUUCGCGAACGUCCACAAUAACUUUAUUCCUUUCAGUAUAACUUGGCCUUUAUUCUAUCCAUUGUUCUUAAGAAAUCCACAACGUCAACAGAAUGAUCCUGUAUUCUACGAAAUAUUGCAAAAUAUUCGAAUAGAUCGAUGUCAUACCGAAUUCUUCACUAGGUCAUCAAUCCAAAACCAACUCAACACCACCUAUAUCGUCAGUUUUAGAGAAAUGGCACAACAGAUCAAUACGAUGAUCUGUAAUACUCUUCCAGUUCCAGAUGGUCGAUUCAUUAUGUCUAAAGCAAUCGAUGUCGUAGAUUCUGUUAGGUGGAAGUCGUCUUUUUCUGAUCAUAUCUUUAAAUCGAAGAUGAAUCUCCCUUCUUGCAUUCAUCUUCAAUCUGAUGCUUGA
Messenger RNA from Funneliformis geosporum, 711 nucleotides. Lineage: Eukaryota; Fungi; Glomeromycota; Glomeromycetes; Glomerales; Glomeraceae. The record is from the annotation of a GenBank genome assembly.